This is a messenger RNA of Sorex fumeus (smoky shrew), 2045 nucleotides long. RefSeq names its product vacuolar protein sorting 45 homolog (gene VPS45). NCBI's taxonomy places the organism in Eukaryota, Metazoa, Chordata, Mammalia, Eulipotyphla, Soricidae. The record is from RefSeq and is a predicted model, not a curated record. The transcript has 15 exons. Gene Ontology annotation, biological process: intracellular protein transport; vesicle-mediated transport. Bases 52 to 1764 code for a protein of 570 amino acids. Gene Ontology annotation, cellular component: Golgi membrane.
CCCGAAAAGGGGGCGUGAGGGGCUGCGCGACCCGCUGGUCCGUGCGCCGCCAUGAACGUGGUCUUCGCCGUCAAGCAGUACGUCUCCAAGAUGAUCGAGGACAGCGGCCCGGGCAUGAAGGUCCUCCUGAUGGACAAGGAGACGACCGGCAUCGUGAGCAUGGUCUACACGCAGUCGGAGAUCCUGCAGAAAGAGGUCUACCUUUUUGAACGCCUCGAUGCAGGGAACAGAGAGGUCAUGAAGCAUCUGAAAGCCAUCUGCUUUAUUCGCCCCACAAAGGAAAAUAUCAAUUAUUUGAUUCAGGAACUCCGAAGACCCAAGUACAGUAUAUACUUUAUUUAUUUCAGUAAUGUGAUCAGCAAGAGCGACGUGAAGUCCUUAGCUGAAGCUGAUGAGCAGGAAGUCGUGGCCGAAGUCCAGGAAUUUUACGGCGAUUACAUUGCAGUGAACCCACACUUGUUUUCCCUCAAUAUUCUGGGCUGCUGCCAGGGUCGAAAUUGGGAUCCAGCCCAGCUGUCCAGGACGACACAGGGCCUGACGGCUCUUCUUCUGUCUCUGAAGAAAUGCCCCAUGAUCCGCUACCAGCUUUCCUCAGAUGCGGCCAAGAGACUUGCUGAGUGUGUCAAGCAAGUGAUAACGAAAGAAUACGAAUUGUUUGAGUUCCGCCGGACGGAAGUCCCUCCGCUGCUGCUCAUUUUGGACCGCUGCGACGAUGCCAUCACUCCGCUGCUGAACCAGUGGACCUACCAGGCCAUGGUUCAUGAACUCCUGGGGAUUAACAACAAUCGAAUCGACCUUUCCCGAGUGCCGGGGAUCAGUAAAGACCUCCGAGAGGUGGUCCUGUCUGCUGAGAACGAUGAAUUCUAUGCUAACAACAUGUACCUGAACUUUGCAGAGAUUGGUAGCAACAUAAAGAAUCUCAUGGAGGACUUCCAGAAGCGGAAACCAAAAGAACAGCAGAAGCUAGAGUCAAUAGCAGACAUGAAGGCCUUUGUUGAGAAUUACCCGCAGUUCAAGAAGAUGUCUGGGACUGUGUCAAAGCACGUGACCGUCGUCGGGGAGCUGUCUCGGCUGGUCAGUGACCGGAGCCUGCUGGAGGUGUCGGAAGUCGAGCAAGAGCUGGCCUGUCAGAAUGACCACUCCAGUGCCCUCCAGAACAUAAAGAGGCUCUUGCUGAACCCGAAGGUGUCGGAGCUGGACGCCGCACGCUUAGUGAUGCUUUAUGCUCUCCACUACGAGCGGCACAGUGGCAGCUGCCUGCCUGGGCUGAUGAUGGACCUCAGAAACCGUGGCGUCUCCGACAAGUACCGCAAGCUCGUGUCUGCGGUCAUUGAGUACGGCGGCAAGCGGGUCCGAGGAAGCGACCUCUUCAGCCCUAAGGACGCCGUGUCUAUCACCAAGCAGUUCCUCAAGGGACUGAAGGGAGUAGAAAACGUCUAUACCCAGCACCAGCCUCUCCUGCAUGAGACCCUGGACCAGCUCAUCAAAGGGAAGCUGAAGGAGAGCCUGUAUCCCUACCUGGGCCCCAGCACCCUCAGAGACAGACCCCAAGAUAUCCUUGUGUUUAUGAUUGGUGGCGCCACAUAUGAAGAGGCUCUCACAGUCUACAACCUGAACCGCACAUCCCCAGGCGUGAGGGUGGUCCUGGGAGGAACCACGGUGCACAACACAAGAAGUUUCCUAGAGGAGGUUCUAGCCUCCGGACUGCACAGCUCCAGCCUGGAGAACGCUCCCGUGACCCCGAGGUCGGCCAGCCGAAGGUGAAAGUGUGCAGUGGCAGGAGAAGGGCACAGAGCUCUCCGACUCUGGCUUCGCCGGCUGUCCCCACUGACCAGGUGUGCAGCAGAGCCGCCCUGCUGGCCCCAUCCCCAGGCAGCUGACUCCUGGCCUGGCCACACGGAGAGUGACCGGGCAGAGCUCUGGCAACAUCCAGACCCACGGGCCACUCGCCUCACCGUCUGUCUCUCCAGGAAAGCAUGCCUGGUGCACUUCGUGUUACAAGCCACACCAGUUCCCGAUGAAGCUUGCUGGGAUCCUUAAUAGAA